This is a messenger RNA of Archocentrus centrarchus (flier cichlid), 844 nucleotides long. Its product is annotated as transmembrane protein 80. The transcript has 6 exons. The record is from RefSeq and is a predicted model, not a curated record. Gene Ontology annotation, biological process: non-motile cilium assembly. The coding region runs from base 19 to 456 and encodes 145 amino acids. Lineage: Eukaryota; Metazoa; Chordata; Actinopteri; Cichliformes; Cichlidae. Gene Ontology annotation, cellular component: ciliary transition zone.
GCGAGCAAAAAAAUCAAAAUGGCGAUGGCCGGAUCAGGGAGGCCCGCGUGUAUGCUGUCAUCUGUUGCUCUGCAAAUCCUGCUACACGUGACAGCCGUCUACUUUGUCUUCUAUUUCCUUUUUACUCUCGGGUUAAUCGUCAAAAAGAGUUUGGUGCUGUCUUAUCCUGCUGAGGCGCUGCUCUGUGACAUCUUGCUGCUCUUCCUCCUGGCUGCUCUGGAGUUUCUCCAUUUCUUCAGCGGUGUGAAGGGCAACCUGAUGGAGAGCGAAACGUAUAUUUUUGGUAACCUCUUUUUGACUGGGACAAUUGCCCUGCUGACGAUCUACUUCCUGGUGUGGCAGAGCUACGUGAUGAGGGCGGAUGUGAUCAUCAGUACCAUCUCACUCGUCCUCUACGGUUUAGAUGGAGUGUUGGCUUUCAGCACUUUAACCAGAUUUGCCAGUGUGUACUCUUGAAGAAGUCGUCCCUGGAUUGGCGUGUUUGUUACAGCUCGUCUCACAGUGUGUCUGCUGUGCUUUCUUGUAGCACGAAGACGAGCAGAAAUCAAAAAUCAACAUUGUCAUUUGGACGGUUUUGUAAAGAAUAUUUGGACUGUUAUGCCUGUUAUAAAAGUGGUAGAGCUUAAAAUGCCGGGAUGGAAAAAUAUUAAUUUGUGCUGUUUGUGGAUUUUUUUUUUUUUUUGUUUUCUACAUAUUAAAUAUAAAAUGUUUAAUUUUUUACUAAGUUUUAUAUUUGUUCCUGCUUUGUACAGCAGAGGGCAGGGUUGUUUUGAUAAAGGUUUGAAUCUUCACAGAUGAUUUUUUUUUUAAAUAUAUUUUUGAAAUAAAUAAUACGUAAAGUGUA